This is a messenger RNA of Echinostoma caproni, 915 nucleotides long. Lineage: Eukaryota; Metazoa; Platyhelminthes; Trematoda; Plagiorchiida; Echinostomatidae. The record is from the annotation of a GenBank genome assembly.
AUGGAUCCUGGUGGAGCGCUUAAGCUCAGCCGCUUCUUCUACGUGGCGUAUGGUGGAGAAGGUGUGGAUUUUGUGGAUCAGUUAAACUAUCAGUUCUCCAGUGGCAUUUUGAUUAUGUUCAUAGUAAUGAUUGGAUUUCGACAAUAUGUGGGAAAACCACUGCACUGUUGGGUGCCACAGGAAUUUACCAGUUCUUGGGAAGAUUAUGCAGAAAAUCUGUGCUGGGUACAGAAUACGUAUUUUCUUCUCCCCAACGAGGCCAUACCGGAAGAGGAAUUUGAAAUGCUCAAGGUGAGACAUAUAUCCUACUACCAGUGGGUCGCUAUUGUGCUCGCUGGUCAAGCCAUGAUGUCCUGGAUUCCACACUUAUUCUGGCGCGUCUGGUCCAAACGCAUUCCCGUGUUGCUUCGAAACGCGCGUGAAGCGGCGGUCCCCGAUAAAGAAACACGGCACAAGGCAAUCAGUUGUCUGGUGGCCGCACUGGAAGAGUUAUCGGAAGCAUCAAAACGUUUCCGUCGCACGCGUGGGGUGUUCAAACGAUGCCUGCGCGGAGCACCACCAACCACUCACAUCACAUUGCUGUUCCUCAUGGUUCGAUUGGCAUUCAUUGCAAACAAUAUCGGUCAGAUCUAUAUUAUGCGUAGGUUCAUCGGUACAAACGAUACUCUGUUCGGACUUCACGUCUUUCAAGAACUAUUGACAGGCAGUCAGUGGGAAGUGUCCGGAUUGUUCCCCCGAGUGACCUAUUGUGAUGUGAAAGUUCGAAAACUCGGACAACUCAAACCGGCCUCAUACACAUUGCAAUGUGUUCUUCCAGUGAACUACUUUAUUGAGAAGGUCUACGUAUUCCUUUGGUUCUGGUUUCUCCUGAUCGCUGGCCUGACCAGUCUGAACACACUGCAAUGGAUGUUCAAC